This is a messenger RNA of Didymodactylos carnosus, 2244 nucleotides long. The record is from the annotation of a GenBank genome assembly. Lineage: Eukaryota; Metazoa; Rotifera; Eurotatoria; Philodinida; Philodinidae.
AUGAUGUCUCAGUCACUGCAAUUAUCGGCUACAAAAUGUCCAACAGAUGAAUUAUCAUUAUUAAAUUGUGCAAUUGUUAAUGAAAGAGAUAUUGAUUUAAAAAAAGUGAGACAUGUUGAACUUAUAGUUGGUGUUACAUCAAAAUUUAUCUUUACACUUAAAUGUGAUCCUCAAGGAAAAAUAGCACCAGGAAAAAUUGGAUUCAAUAAUUUACAAAGAAAAUGGGCAAGCAUAGAACUAGAAAGAUCAUAUCAAAUUCGACCGUAUACAUUUGAUAAGAGUGUACAAUCAAUAUCCACAUUAAUACUUGAAGUUGAUUUUAUGAAUAAAAAAAAUGUUACAGCAGAUCCAUAUGAUACGGAUAAAAUGGCAGUCGAGUUUCUUCAACAAUUUGUGGAUUGUGCAUUCACCAUUGGACAACCUAUAGCAUUCCAGUUUAUGGACAAAAAACUUUUAUCGGUGGUUGUAAAGGAAAUCCAUGGUGCUGAUUUCUCGGCUGCCGCUCGUGGUCAAAGUCCAAAAGCAAAAACAAUGACUUUCGGUGUAACGUUACCUAAUACAAUGGUUAUAUUUGAGCGUGCAGAAGCAACAUCACUAAACUUGAUAGGAAAAUCCAAAGGAAAAACACAAUUUGUUUCAAUUAUAAAUCCAGAUUUUGAUUUUAAAACAAUUGGUAUCGGCGGACUUGAUAAUGAAUUUAAUGCCAUAUUUCGUCGCGCAUUUGCAUCACGAGUAUUUCCACCAGAAGUUGUUUAUCAACUUGGUAUGAAACAUUGUCGUGGCAUUCUACUGUAUGGUCCACCAGGCACAGGAAAAACUCUUAUGGCUCGACAAAUUGGUAAAAUGUUAAAUGCACGUGAACCAAAAAUUGUUAAUGGACCACAAAUUUUGGAUAAAUAUGUUGGUGAAUCAGAAGCAAAUAUUCGAAAAUUAUUUGCAGAAGCAGAAGAUGAAGAAAAACGCCUUGGAGCAAACAGUGGUUUACAUAUAAUUAUAUUCGAUGAAAUUGAUGCUAUUUGUAAAACUCGCGGUUCAGUGGCUAGUGGUGCAGGUGUACAUGACACAGUUGUAAAUCAAUUAUUAUCAAAGAUUGAUGGUGUCGAUCAAUUAAACAACAUUCUUAUUAUUGGUAUGACUAAUCGUCGAGAUAUGAUUGAUGAUGCAUUAUUACGUCCUGGUCGACUUGAAGUUCAAAUAGAAAUUGGUUUACCGGAUAAAAAUGGUCGUUUACAAAUAUUAAAUAUACACACUGCUCUUAUGCGUCAAAAUCAAAAAUUAGCCGAUGAUGUUGAUUUAAAAGAAUUUAGUGAAUUAACAAGAAAUUAUAGUGGAGCAGAAAUUGAAGGUCUUGUUCGUGCUGCUAUGUCAUUUGCAAUGAAUAGACAUAUCAAAGCUGGUAAACGUGUUGAAGUUGAUCCAGAAGCUGCUGAUAAAUUAAAAAUUUGUCGAGCCGAUUUUAUGCAUGCAUUCGAAAAUGAUAUUAAACCGGCAUUUGGUGUUAGUAAAGAUGAAUUCGAUUCAUAUAUUGCAAAUGGUAUAAUAAUAUGGGGUUCACCCGUUACAGAAGUAUUGGACGAAGGAAAUUUACGUAUUAGUCAAACGAUUAAAAGUGAAAUGACACCAUUAGUAUCGAUAUUAAUUGAGGGUCCACCAAAUAGUGGUAAAACAGCAUUGGCCGCCCAUAUAGCAUUAUUAUCAAAAUUUCCUUAUUUAAAAUUUUGUACAGCUCAAACAAUGUUGGGUUAUACUGAAAUGUCAAAAUGUCAACAAUUAAAAAAAAUAUUUGAAGAUGCUCAUAAAUCGACACUCUCAUGUGUUGUCGUUGAUGAAUUGGAAAGUUUUCUCGAAUAUGCACCAGUUGGACCACGUUAUUCAAAUACUGUAUUACAAACAUUAAAAUUAUUAUUUAAACGUUCACCACCGAAAGGACGUAAAUUACUUAUUAUAGCAACAAGUGCCUAUCGUGAUAUUCUAGAACAAUUGGGUUUAGCACAAUCAUUUAGUAAAAUCAUACACAUAUCAAAUAUUAGUACGGGAGAACAUGUACUUCAUGUAUUAAGUGAAAUUGAGCAUUCAUUUAGUGUUGAAGAAAUGAAACAUCUAAAAAAGAGUCUUGCAAAUAAACAAGUAUGGAUUGGUAUUAAAACAUUAUUGGACUUAAUUGAAGUAGCAAGACAAGCCGAUGAUAAAUAUCGUGUAGCAAGAUUUCUUGCUUCACUUGAAGAAGUGGGCGGUACGGUAUAA